UUAUUUUGUGCAUGUGUGUGUUCUAAGCAUACGCGCGCGGUGCACAUUCGAACACACCCGCCUUCUUCACCUGCUCUACCGCGCGAGAAAUGCGACUUCUGUUACAUUCCUAACCUAAACCCUAACCCUAAGUCCACCGCAUUUCUCCUUUUCUUUGAAACUCAGCGAUAAUCCUAAGCCCAACCCUAAUUGUCAUCCAUUUGCAAGUUGUCUGCGACAUAACCCUAACCCUAAAAAUGCUCGCUUUUCAUGAACAAGUCAUCUCAGACCUCCUCGAGGACGACAAUGGCGGUCUGGUUGUUUUGGGCUCUGGUCUCUCUCUCCACAAGUUAGCAGCUGCCCUAAUCACCCUCCACUCCAGUUCCAGUGGCUGUCUCUUCAUCCUCUCUGCUUCAGAUUCUCAACGCGCUGCCAUUUCUCUGCAACUUCCUCCCCCUUCCCCUCUCCUCAUAUCCUCUACUCAAUUCUUAGCCCUAGAUCGGAAAAACAUCUAUUCUCAUGGAGGUUCAUUCUUCAUAACACCUCGAAUCCUCAUAGUUGACAUAUUGAACUCGAAUAUCUCGAUGUCUUCAAUCUCUGGAAUCAUCCUCUUGAACGUCCACUCUCUGUCCGAAACUUGCACCGAGGCCUUCAUAAUCCGCCUUUUUCGAACUGCAAAUCCUAAGGGCUUUGUUCGAGCCCUAACUGAUCGACCCCAAGCCAUGGUCUCUGGGUUUUCAAAGGCCGAACGUAUCAUGAAAUCAUGCCUCUUUGUUCGAAAGCUUCAUAUAUGGCCUCGAUUCCAUGUCCUGGUCUCUCAGGAUCUUGAGGGCUCGAACCCAUUUCCUGUAAUUGAUAUCAGAACCCCUCUCUCGAAAGCUAUGAAAGGUAUACAGGAUGCUGUGCUCGAGGUUAUGGAGGCUUGUUUACAGGAGCUCAGAAAGACCAACAAAGUCGAUGUGGAGGAUUUAACUGUGGAGAGUGGCUUAUUCAAAUCUUUUGAUGAGAUAGUCAGGAGACAACUUGACCCAAUUUGGCAUAUGGUGGGGAGGAAGACCAGGCAAUUGGUCUCAGACCUGAAAACAGUGAGAAAAUUGGCUGAUUAUUUGGUUAGGUAUGAUUCAGUCAGUUUUUUGAAGUAUUUGAAUACACUUAGGGUUUCCGAAGGGGUGAGAUCAGUAUGGAUUUUUGCAAAGCCUGCUCAUAAGAUAUUUGAGCUUGCAAAGAGAAGGGUUUAUAGAAUUUUACCGGCAGGUGGAGAUACUGGGGUAUCAGCAGGGAGUGCCGGUAAGAAGAGGAAGGCAAAGGAAGGGGAGUCUAAUGAUGGUAAUAUGAUAUCUCUCUCUCUCUCUCUCUCUCUCUCGUCAUUAAUUCUUUCAUAUCAUCCCCACUCUCUCUCUA
Amborella trichopoda is the source of this 1380-nucleotide messenger RNA. The record is from RefSeq and is a predicted model, not a curated record. Lineage: Eukaryota; Viridiplantae; Streptophyta; Magnoliopsida; Amborellales; Amborellaceae.